Molecule: messenger RNA, 2394 nt
Organism: Lodderomyces elongisporus
Lineage: Eukaryota; Fungi; Ascomycota; Pichiomycetes; Serinales; Debaryomycetaceae
Exons: 1
Coding region: 1-2394 (797 amino acids)
Biological process (GO): glycoprotein catabolic process; protein deglycosylation; protein quality control for misfolded or incompletely synthesized proteins
Cellular component (GO): cytosol; nucleus
Molecular function (GO): carbohydrate binding; peptide-N4-(N-acetyl-beta-glucosaminyl)asparagine amidase activity
Source: RefSeq, a predicted model, not a curated record
AUGUUGUUGGUACUCACUUUUUUGUUUGCACUCACUAUUGCAGCACCAACUUUGAGCAAAAACAAUUCAAACAGCUCAAAUAGUUCAAAUAGUUCAAAUAGUUCAAACACCUCCAAAGUCCGUCGACAAGAUAUACAGCCAAUUGAUCGAGUUGAUGUGUUCUAUGGCACAGAAGGCGGUGGUAAUAUGUUUCCUGGAGUAACUAGACCGUUUGGUAUGGUGAAAUUGGGUGUCGAUGCCAUUGAUGCAAAUUUCGGAAAUGCAUACUCAGGUUAUGCACCCGGUGGUGUGAUUAACGGAAUCUCAAUGCUCCAUGAAAGCGGCACUGGCGGUGCACCAGAGUAUGGUGUCGUAGCACAAUUACCAUUUACGGGUGAUUUCCAAUCACAGCUCAAUUUGACCAGAAGUCAACCUGACUCGGCAAAAGUUGGCGAGUACCACGUGUACACUGAAAAUGUCAAUAUUUCAAUUGCUGCUGGUGAUCGUUUUGGAAUAUUGAAAUACGACUUUAAGCAAGAUAACACCAGCAAUGGUAACAAUAAAAUAUUGAUCGAUGUUGCACACCACCUCUCAGCUCCACAAAGACCAUGGUGGUCUCAACGAGAAGUUAAUGGUUCAAUUGAUGCAACCUCGUCCCUGGAAUACUCAGGGUAUACCACUAUAGAGAAUGGAUGGGGCCUCCAACAAGCAUGGACAAUAUAUUUUUGCGGAAAGUUUAGUGAAGAUGCAGCAGCUAUUAAUUCAUUUCAGGGAAAAAACAGUACCAGUAAUGGUGCCACUUCAAUAAGUUCAUCAACACAGGAUGACUCAUUUGGCUUGAUAUUUGAGUUUAGCAACUUAUCACAAGUGCAAAGUCAUAUGGGAGUCUCCUUUAUAUCUAAGGAACAAGCCUGUGCUAAUAUUGAUUACACAAAGGAUUUUGACAAUCUUGUACAGGAUACAAGACAAGCAUGGUCAAGGGAAGUUUUUGACAAGUUUCAAGUUGAAGUUGCAGUUGGCGGUGGCAACGGAGGCAACAACAACAACAACAACAACGACUCAGUAAUCAACCAAUUUUACACUGCAUUAUAUGGCGCUCAUUUGAUUCCGUCAAAUAGAACCGGAGAAAAUCCUAACCCCGGCUGGACUUCUCAACAAGUUUACUAUGAUGACUUUUUCACCAUUUGGGACACUUUCCGUUGUCUCAACCCAUUACUCAACAUUAUAAACCCCACAAGAGGCUCGGAAAUUGUGCAAUCCUUGACAAACAUUUACUUAAAUGAAGGCUGGACUCCAGACGGUAGAUCUGCUAAUCAAAAUGGUCGAACUCAAGGAGGUUCAAACUCAGAUAUAGUAAUGGCUGAUGCGUUUGUGAAAAACAUUCAAGGAAUCGAUUGGACUUCUUCAUAUGCGGCAAUGAAAAAGAAUGCUGAAGUGCAACCUCCAUAUUGGUACGAUUCGUUUGCACCAGAUGCAUCAACAAAACAAGGGCGCGGCGCCCUUCCAGACUGGUUGAAAUAUGGAUAUAUUACAAGAAACUAUACCAGAAGUGUUAGUAGAACCUUGGAAUAUGCAUAUGAUGACUUUGCACUAUCUCAAGUAGCAGCUGGGCUAGAUAAUGAAGAAGAUCACAACAAAUAUCUUCAACGUGGUUCAAACUGGAGAAAUAUAUGGAAUAAAGAUGCUACAGCUUCCUCAACAGCAAAGUAUUCGUAUAAAGGAUUUGUCCAGCCUAGGAAUGCAGAUGGCAGUUUUAAUUUCACCCACUAUGAUCCAUUCAGUUGCUUUGGAUGUUAUUGGGGCGACGACGAGUAUGAGGGAAAGCCGGUUGAGUAUGGGUUUGCUGUGCCACACGAUAUAAAAGGUUUAAUUGAACUCAUUGGAGAUAACCAAACUUUCAUUACUAGAAUCAAUGAUCUUUAUCCUCUCCACGGAGAGAAAAUUGCUGAUGUUGGGAAUGAACCUAGUUUCUUGACCCCGUUUCUUUUCAAUUUUGUGCAAGAGCAAUGGAGAACUGUUGAGCUUACAAGAUAUAUAAUGCAGAACGACUUUGCCAAAAAUUUACCGGGAAACAGUGAUGGCGGUGCAUUACAAGGAUGGAUGAUUUUCAACAUGCUUGGAUUCUAUCCGAUUGCCGGAACAACCACCUACUUAAUUUCAUCUCCAUUCUUUAGUAGUUUGAAAUUGCAAUUGGAAAAUGGUGCAACUUUCGAGAUUAGAGCGCCUAAUCUUUCCGACGAAAACAUUUACGUGCAAAGCUUGAAAAUAAACGGUCAAGAAUGGAACAAAAAUUGGGUUGAUCACCAAACAUUAUUUGGUGCACAAGGAGGUUUAAUUGAAUUUGAUUUGGGUGCAGACCAAGUGGUGUGGGAAACGGGCGAAGUUCCACCAAGUCCGGGAUAUAUAAGUUUUUGA